Messenger RNA from Quercus lobata, 1503 nucleotides. RefSeq lists its product as uncharacterized. The transcript is spliced from 3 exons. Bases 157 to 1215 code for a protein of 352 amino acids. Gene Ontology annotation, molecular function: ubiquitin-protein transferase activity. Gene Ontology annotation, biological process: protein ubiquitination. Lineage: Eukaryota; Viridiplantae; Streptophyta; Magnoliopsida; Fagales; Fagaceae. Gene Ontology annotation, cellular component: CCR4-NOT complex. The record is from RefSeq and is a predicted model, not a curated record.
AGCAGAGGAGUUUCCGUUAUCCAUUCAUCAAAAUCUUUCUCUCUCUCUAACCAAAAAAAAAAAAAAAACUCUCUCUCUCUCUUUCAUCGGAAAAUUUAGGGUUUUUGAAAAUCUCUCUCUGUGUGUUUUUCGAAUCCGAAUCUGACUGUGUCAGCCAUGGUUUCAAACUCGAUCACCACAGCUUCGAUGUCUUCGGGUCCGAACACGAGGGAUUUGGGCAAGAAGAAGAGGGCAAACAGGUCCGCCAAAUUGAAGCAGUGCAAGCUUGACGCUCGUCGCGAACAAUGGCUAUCUCAAGGUACGGCGAAAAACAAAGGGUGUAAGGAGGAACAAAACGACGGCGUUCAGUCACGUAAAGGGGUGAACAGUUCGUUGAAGAAUUUAGAGAUGAGUUCUAGAGGUGAAGAAAUGGAAGGGUCGAUGUUGAUUCAUCAAUACAGCGAUUUGGACUCGCCGGCGAACAGUCCAACCAGUGUGACUAGUAGUGUCUUGGGGGGUAGUACUGAUUCGGGUACGAAUUUCACUGGGACUAGCAGUGGUAGCAGUAGAAGUAGUAGUAGUAGCAGUGGUGGGUAUUGCUCUGGGAAUAUUACAGAAGAUGAAGAAGGAGGUGAAGAAGGAGGAGGAGAUGAUGGGUGUUUGGAUGAUUGGGAAGCUGUGGCGGAUGCUUUAGUGGCUGAAAACAAAAACCCGUGUUCAGAAUCUUCUCUGGAGCGUGAAUCUGUUGCUGAAUUGGUUUCUUCUAGGGAAGCGAAUGAUGGGGUGGGAUUAGGAGGUGGUGAUUUGAAGCCCGAGUGUCCAAAAAUGGUUCUGAGGGGGGCUUGUGGGAACAGCCAAGCGUGGAGGCCGGAUGAUGCUUUUAGGCCUCGGAGUUUACCCAAUUUGUCUAAGCAGCAAAGCUUGCCUAAUCCAGAUCGGCAUUAUGGCGGAGGAGCAGGAGGGGUCACGUGGGGUUGUAACAAAGUGGUGUCUAUGCCAACUUCGUGUCCUAUAUGCUAUGAGGAUUUGGAUUUCACAGACUCGAGCUUUUUGCCUUGCUUGUGUGGGUUCCGGCUCUGCCUUUUCUGCCACAAGAGGAUUCUUGAGGAGGAUGGCCGCUGUCCUGGAUGCAGGAAGCCAUAUGAGACUGACGCCGUUGAGGCAGAGACAAGUGUUCAUGGGGGCAGCCUGACUUUCAGGUUGGCUCGUUCUUGUAGUAUGAUCGCAAGGUCUUAGGCGUGUCUCUGUUUUGGUCAAUUACUCCAUUUGAGAUGUAUGCUGGGUCUCUUUUUGCAUGUCUUGUGUGUUCUGUUUAGUUGAGACCUUUUUUUUUUUUUAAAAGGUAGAUGUUGUCAUAGGGUUUUGAGCACCCAGGAAUUAAGCUGCUUCACUUAAUGAGUUUGGCUCUUAUAUGUAUGGUGCAUUUGUUGAUGUAGAGGACUAUUAUGGUAUGUGAAUACAUAUGGUGGUAUAGAAAUUCAAUACAUAAAAGAUGAUUACAACAUGAUUGUUCUCUUCUCUGCA